This is a messenger RNA of Brachypodium distachyon (stiff brome), 2082 nucleotides long. Its product is annotated as fasciclin-like arabinogalactan protein 16. The transcript has 2 exons. The record is from RefSeq and is a predicted model, not a curated record. Lineage: Eukaryota; Viridiplantae; Streptophyta; Magnoliopsida; Poales; Poaceae. Bases 284 to 1735 code for a protein of 483 amino acids.
AAGCUCUCACUCCUUCCUCUCCUCUCUGGCCGGCCGUCUCUCUCUUCCGGAGUAAACAAAAACAGCAAGGGAGGAAAGGAGAAAAGCUCACACCACCCAACACCAUAUAGUUAUUACUCAUCUCUUCCCCGGGAGCUAGAGCUAGCUGGUCCAGGACGCAGCAAAUCCAGGAACCCGGUUCCCCGCAUCGAUCCGCAGCAGCAGCAGCAGCAGCAGGAGUAAUCCGGGGGAGGAGGAGCAGCAGAUCCAGAGAGGGCCGCGGCCGCCGACGCCGCAAGGAGCCAUGGCCGGUGCGCCGGCGUACACAGGCGCCGCAGUAGUGCUCCUCCUGUUCGUCCUCGCCAUAUCCGGCUCAGCCGCCGACACCUCGCCCGAGGAACCCACAUUGCCUUCCUCCUCCGCCUCCGCAGCCGCCGUGGACGCCGCAACGGCCGUCGUCAACGGGUCCGGCGCGGGGAUCAGCUCCAACUCGGUCCUUGUGGCGCUGCUGGACUCGCACUACACGGAGCUGUCGGAGCUGGUGGAGAAGGCCCUGCUGCUCCAGACCCUGGAGGACGCCGUGGGGCGCCACAACGUGACCAUCUUCGCGCCCCGGAACGAGGCCCUGGAGCGGGACCUCGACCCGGAGUUCAAGCGCUUCCUCCUCGAGCCCCGCAACCUGAAAUCGCUCCAGUCGCUGCUCCUCUUCCACGUCCUCCCCUCCCGCCACCCCGCCGCCUCCUGGCCCGCCUCCGCCGCCCACCCCACGCUCUCCGGCGAGGACCUCGAGCUCGCCGCCGGCUCCAACGGCUCCAUGCGCGUGGCGCACGCGUCCGUCACGCGCCCCGACGCCGUGCUCCGGCCCGACGGCGUCAUCCACGGCAUCGAGCGCCUCCUCGUCCCCCGCUCCGUCCAGGAGGACUUCAACCGCCGCCGCAGCCUCGCCGCGAUCUCCGCCGUGCUCCCUACGGGCGCGCCCGAGGUGGACCCGCGGACGCACCGGCUCAAGAAGCCGGCGCCACCCGUCCUCCCCGGUGCUCCCCCCGUGCUCCCCGUCUGGGACGCCAUGGCCCCCGGCCCGUCCAUCGCGCCUGCCCCCGCCCCCGGCCCCAACUCCGGGAAGCUCCACUUCGACGGGCACAGCCAGGUCAAGGACUUCAUCCAGACCCUCGUCCUCUACGGCGGCUACAACGAGCUCGCCGACAUCCUCGUCAACCUCACCUCGCUCGCCACCGAGAUGGGCCGCCUCGUCUCCGAGGGCUACGUGCUCACCGUGCUCGCCCCCAACGACGAGGCCAUGGCGCGCCUCACCACGGACCAGCUCAGCGAGCCGGGAUCGCCCGAGAACAUCCUCUACUACCACAUGAUCCCCGAGUACCAGACCGAGGAGAGCAUGUACAACGCCGUGCGCCGCUUCGGGAAGGUCCGCUACGACACGCUCCGGCUGCCCCACAAGGUCGUCGCCAGGGAGGCCGACGGCUCCGUCAAGUUCGGCCAGGGAGAAGGCUCCGCCUACCUCUUCGACCCGGACAUCUACACGGACGGCAGGAUCUCGGUGCAGGGCAUCGACGCCGUGCUGCUCCCGGAGGAUGACACGAAGAAGACCUCGACGACGACGCCCGCCGCCCCCGUCAGGAAGGCGCCCGCCGUCACCGGCAAGAGCAAGAACAAGCUCCGGCGAGGCAAGUUGAUGGAAGCAACGUGCCAUAUGGCUGGCAUCUUUGGUCAGCGGUCGCGAUUAACAAGCUGCCAGUAGACGGGAAGGAAAAAAAGAAGAAUGGAAAGGUUGAUCUCAUGACACCGAACCGCGAACUGAAAUGAUGAGGUGAUGGGCUGUGCUGGAGCCGUCCACGAUAUUGUUCUUUUCUUCUUCUUUUUUGGGGGGGGUUAUUAUAUUAUGAAUAAUGGUAUCAGGUGGGGAAUGUAAAACUGGUGGUUGUUGGUGUGUCCGGAGAAGGAAAUUGUUUAUACUCGAAUGCCAAGAUCUUCUGUGUAUAGGAAUUGAAACGUUUUUUCUUUCUUUCUGUUUCUCGGUCGUCAUUCUUUUGCUUUAUUCUUAUUUUGUCGGUGGGAAAUUAAUGUCGUGUGAAAGGUUGCAUUUCA